CCUCUGUGAGCUGGCCCUGGCCACGGUCCACGCAGCGCGGCGCAGCGAGGUGGAUGGGACUCGGGGUACGCUGCACCGACCUUGGCGGUUGUUGGAGGAGCAGCAGCGCUGUGAUUCCGGGGUACCAGGGCGCGGCCAGGCCCGGUUAGUGCCCCCCCACACCUCUACCCCGGCAUGGCCAGCUCGGCCGUGCAGCUCCUGGGCUUCCUGCUCAGCUUCCUGGGUCUGGUGGGCACGCUCAUUACCACCAUCCUGCCACACUGGCGGAGGACGGCGCACGUGGGCACCAACAUCCUGACGGCUGUGUCCUACCUGAAGGGGCUGUGGAUGGAGUGCGUGUGGCACAGUACGGGCAUCUACCAGUGCCAGAUCUACCGCUCGCUGCUGGCGCUGCCUCGAGACCUGCAGGCGGCCCGGGCCCUCAUGGUCAUCUCGUGCCUGCUGUCCGGCCUGGCCUGCGCCUGCGCCGUGGUGGGCAUGAAGUGCACACGCUGUGCCAAGGGCACGCCGGCCAAGGCCACGUUCGCCGCGCUGGGCGGCGGCCUCUUCCUGCUGGCCGGCCUGCUCUGCAUGGUGGCCGUGGCCUGGACCACCCACGACGUGGUGCAGAAUUUCUACAACCCCCUGCUGCCCAGCGGCAUGAAGUUCGAGAUCGGCCAGGCCCUCUACCUGGGUUUCAUCGCCGCCUCCCUCUCGCUCAUCGGUGGCACCCUGCUCUGUCUGGCCUGCCAGGAAGACGCCCCCUACAGGCUGUACCGAGGCCCGCCCAGGCCCGCCACCACCGCCGCGCCCGCCUACCACCCCCCGGCCGCCUACAAGGACAACCGGGCCCCCUCUGUGGCCUCAGCGUCCCACAGCGGGUACAGGCUGAACGACUAUGUGUGAGUGACCCCUGGGGCCUGACCCUCUCCAGGAGGCCCUCUGGGCUGCUGGAC
This is a messenger RNA of Dipodomys spectabilis (banner-tailed kangaroo rat), 935 nucleotides long. It is a transcript of the gene Cldn14, whose product is annotated as claudin 14. Lineage: Eukaryota; Metazoa; Chordata; Mammalia; Rodentia; Heteromyidae. Gene Ontology annotation, molecular function: structural molecule activity. Bases 175 to 885 code for a protein of 236 amino acids. Gene Ontology annotation, cellular component: plasma membrane; bicellular tight junction. The transcript has 2 exons. The record is from RefSeq and is a predicted model, not a curated record. Gene Ontology annotation, biological process: cell adhesion; bicellular tight junction assembly.